AUCCUGAAAGCAUUAAUAUAACAAUUUAGGGCCUAUUAAGUUUCUGUUAUUCGAGUGGAUGCGUUGGAUUUCGGUUUUGUUCUUGAGGGUGUCGCACCACUUGACAUCCGUCAAAUUUAACGAGCUUCUACCGAAUGACAGGGACAAUGCGAGACACAAUCCUGUUGGUUGGACACAUCACGUUUGCUAUAGUGACUUACUGGGAAACAGUAAUAUUACAGAUAAGCCUUAUCUACACUCCUCGGUCAACACCGAACCUCUCCUACAAACCACCUCCCACUGAACGGCAAUUAAUCUACACAUCACCGGAGGACAAGGUUCAAUAAAGACUCAUCCGCAUCAGCAAAGACAAGCAUCUCAGUCGAACACAGAACCAUCAAGAUCCUUUACGGCAUCACAGGAGAACAAGAGAAGAAAUGUACAAUCAAGGACAAAUAAUUGGAAGAAUAAACCCAGCAUUCACUGGGCCGGCACAGGAUCAGUUAGUCAAGACUAUGGGUCAGUCUGUGCCUCCGCCGUACUAUCCCAGCGCAGCAGGAAUCCAGGUCCCAAGGGCCAAUCUCAACUCUUAUGGAUACCCAAACCAGGGCCCGUAUAUCCAGCAGGCAUUACCAGGGAUGGCUGUAUAUCCCCAGAGAGCACAGCUCGGUCAUACUGAGGUCCCCGUUGAGCGCGCUGUGUUCGUGAGCUCCAUGCCUCCCGCCGAUCCGGUGCCGGAUUACAUGUGCUACUCCAUCUUCACCAUGUUCUGCUGCUUUUUACCUCUGGGCAGCGCCGCCGUUGCUUGCUCAUGCACCACCGAAGACGCUAACGUGGCUGGACACAGAGAGUUAGCGUUGAGUAGCUCUAGAUCAGCGUUGAUCCUGAACAACAUCGCUCUGGGCCUCGGCCUGGUGCUCAUUACGACCGGCACUAUCCUCUUACUUUACGUGUAUGGCGUAUUUGAAUGAAUGUUUUAUUCAACGACAAGCGGCCUAUUUUCAAGGCCCAAAAAAUGUACGAUUAUGUUUUAUUCCUUGCUGUAUUUAAUGCUGACUGAUCUGUGACCUGUGUGAUUCUCUGUGCAUUGUACAUCUUAAGUUUCUACAUGCUAAUAUUUUCAACUAGACAUCAAAAAUAAAACAUCAAAAUUCCUGAGCAUUUUAUGGUUGGAGAGGAAUGUGAAUUAAUUUGUAACACAUUAUUGAAUGAUUUAUUGAGAGUCGUAUCUAAUCUUAUUCAACUGCACUCCUACAAGCCAAAUCAACAACACUUUUUUUAUC
This is a messenger RNA of Puntigrus tetrazona (Sumatra barb), 1262 nucleotides long. Its product is annotated as synapse differentiation-inducing gene protein 1-like. The transcript has 2 exons. NCBI's taxonomy places the organism in Eukaryota, Metazoa, Chordata, Actinopteri, Cypriniformes, Cyprinidae. The coding region runs from base 417 to 950 and encodes 177 amino acids. Gene Ontology annotation, cellular component: membrane. The record is from RefSeq and is a predicted model, not a curated record.